GGUGUUGUCGUGUCAGGAGUGAAAGGAGACACAGUGGGAGGUGUGUGGUGUCAGCAGUGAAUGGAGACACAGUGGGAGGUGUUGUGGUGUCAGCAGUGAAUGGAGACACAGUGGGAGGUGUGGUGGUGUCAGCAGUGAAUGGAGACACAGUGGGAAGUGUUGUAGUGUCAGGAGUGAAAGGAGACACAGUGGGAGGUGUUGUGGUAUCAGCAGUGAAAGGAGACGCAGUGGGAGGUGUGGUGGUGUCAGAUGUGAAAGGAGACAGUGGGAGGUGUUGUGGUGUCAUGAGUGAAAGGAGACACAGUGGGAGGUGUUGUGGUGUCAGCAGCGAAAGGAGACACAGUGGGAGGUGUGGUGAUAUCAGGUUUUACUGUUGUGUUCUUUUCCCUCCCCAGGAGUGACUGUGUACUCCACUGUGGGGGGGUCAGUGGGUCUGCCCUGUGAGAAUCUGAAAGAGAUGAACAGAUCGUCUAUUGUGUGGGUCUUCAGUCAAAAUCCAGGGGCACCCAUCUUCCUGAGCAAAGAUAAGACGAUCACAGUCAGAGACCCAGAGAGAGCAGGGAGGCUGCGUGUGGGGGCAGACUGGUCUCUACACAUCAGAUCUCUCUGGCCUCAGGACUCUGGACUGUACACCUGUGUGCAGUACGUCAGUGGAGAGUAUCAUCGAUCUGGGACAACGGCCACUCUCUACCUGCUCUCCUUGACAGCCUCUCCCUCUGGGAACUUGCGGACCGGUAGUAUGCUGACCCUCAGGUGUGGGCUGGACUGUGGAGCUGGACUGGGAAGCUGCUUGGAGACUCCCGAGGGACUGACUAUGUCCUGGUGGAGAGAUCCGGAUCUCGUGCGGAAGGUGGAGAUGGGCAGAUCCCAGAUCAGAGAUUUCAGGACAUACAGUCAGCUCUCAGUGACUCUGCAGAGAUCAGAUCACAACAAGAACUGGGUCUGUGCGCUGCUGAAAGGAACCGAGCUCAAGACCUACGAUACCUUCACCGCUGUACUCACAGAUUUCACCCAGGACCUGUACAGCAGUGUGGGAGGAUUCCUGCAGCUGCCCUGUGUGGACACUGUCCGUCUGGGACGAGGGGACAGACUGCAGUGGAGCUUCAGAAGAUCUGGCACCAUCACCUACCAUGCCCUGUUCACAUUACUGGGGAACGGAAGUCGGAUCACGGGGAUGGAGGUGGACGGGGACAGAGUGGACAUGACGGUCAACUCCUCCCUGCUGAUACGCAGCGUCCAGACGGGGGACAGCGGAGUCUACCUGUGUCUCCAGAACAAGGACAACCUUCAGGAGAUCCACCUCAACACCUUGUCAGGUCAGGAGCCUCUGCCCUCACUGUAAUUUGUCCUUUGGAUCCUGCUGCUGGUCAUCUGUGUUCAUCCGAGUGCGGAUUGUGUCCUGACAGACAUGAGCUACCGGCUGCAGUCAUAUCGUCCUCUUUGUUUAUGUCUGUUGUGGGAGGACCAGGGGAAGGGUCAUUUAUAUCCUGUGUCCUGAUGUAGCUCGCCCGUGUCUCCUUGCAUAGGCCUUUUCCAGCAGCGGGUCAGCUGGUACUCCUGAGCUAUAGAUGGCGGCCAUCUUGCUCAGGUCUAUAUCGAGUCUAUUAAGCGUUUCGUUCCGGAAAUACAGGUUCUAAAUGA
This is a messenger RNA of Lepisosteus oculatus (spotted gar), 1641 nucleotides long. The record is from RefSeq and is a predicted model, not a curated record. Lineage: Eukaryota; Metazoa; Chordata; Actinopteri; Semionotiformes; Lepisosteidae.